Psylliodes chrysocephalus is the source of this 1520-nucleotide messenger RNA. NCBI's taxonomy places the organism in Eukaryota, Metazoa, Arthropoda, Insecta, Coleoptera, Chrysomelidae. The record is from the annotation of a GenBank genome assembly.
CUUUAAUUUGAAUGUACGGUUGACUCGAGCUUCCCUCUAGAUAUUCCGGCUUCCUAUAUAAUAUGGUCCUUCGAAGUUUAAACAAAAAUAAAAGAAAGGAGCAAAAGCCAAUUUUACUUUGUUUUUGUUUGUAAUUGUCAUUCGAACCGCCCAUUUUACAAUUUUCGUACAAAUCGUUCGCGGAUCUGGCAACGCCGCAAACUCUGACAGGCAGAAACUUAACUGCUGUCUGCUGAUAACCGCUCGUACUGCGGCAAGACUCUUGUAACCUUUUUAUUUUUAUUGAAACUGUUUUAUAUAAUUAUAAAAAAAUCACUCAUGAUUUGCUCAUGAUAAUAAUGUUUUUUCUGCGACACAAGGGUGUUUUUGUAGUGUUCGUUUGUUCUAAUUGCCUGUGAGUGUAAUAGAAAACAUCCAAACUGGCGAGCGACAGCGAUAGCAAGUCAAACAUGGCUUCUUCAGCGAGAUUUAUCCAAAGCCCCACCGCAUGGUGUCAGCGGAAGGUGAAUUUAAGACCGCAACAUCGGGGCGUACAUUUGGUCACUGAAGAAAUUCUGAGGCAGUUACCAGAAUUGAACUCAUUUGUCAUAGGGUUGUGUCAUAUUCAAAUAUUACAUACCAGCGCUAGUUUAGCUUUAAAUGAAAGUUGGGAUCCUGAUGUUAGGGAUGAUAUGGAAAUGAUGCUAAAUAAAAUUGUUCCUGAAGGGUUACCAUAUAGACAUUCUUGUGAAGGUCCUGAUGAUAUGCCGGCUCACGUAAAAGCAUGCUUUCUGGGUUCCAAUCUAACGAUUCCUAUAACGGAGGGUAAAUUGAACUUGGGCACAUGGCAGGGUAUCUGGCUGUGCGAGCAUCGCGACCACGCGGGUUCUCGGAAAUUGAUGGUCACUCUCAACGGUUGCCUUCGAGAUAACGCCUGCACGCCCCUGUCCCCCGUCAGCCCGAUGGCCAGCACCAGCAGUUAGGGAAAGCACUCGGGGCAUUCACUAUCCAAGCACUGAUUGUCCCGAGUUAUCCAUUUUAAAUAUCUAUCAUUCACUCUACAGGUGAAAAACUAUACAGACUUAAAAAAAAUAAAACAUUACGACAAUAUGUACAUAGUUGUACAUUGUAAUAUACUGUUUUCAUUUUAUAUAGAUAAGUGGGGUUGAUAAUUAUUUUUCGCGUGAAACAUUGUUUCGAUUCCAUGACGCAGAACGCAGUGCGAAAAGAUUGUUAUCUAAGAAGGCGAUUCUUAAAAUUACUAUUAGUUAAUUAUUACUAUAAAGAUUUCAAAAUAAAGCCGAGCUAAUUAGUAAGUAUGUACAAUUUACUUAUAUUAUAAGGAAGCCAAAAGUAAUUGCUAUAGUUUCCUCUCUGCAUUUUACUCCAGUCGAUAGUUUCGGUAAAAACACUCUUGGGGCGAUUUUUUUCAAUAAAUAGUGUUGAUUUGAGGCAAGAAAUAACAUGCCACUCUUUAAAAUAAGCAAAAUAGUUAUCAAAAUAUGUUAGGUAUAUUAGUUCCAAUGACAAAUGACAGUUUU